Molecule: messenger RNA, 826 nt
Organism: Lotus japonicus
Lineage: Eukaryota; Viridiplantae; Streptophyta; Magnoliopsida; Fabales; Fabaceae
Exons: 2
Coding region: 83-607 (174 amino acids)
Source: RefSeq, a predicted model, not a curated record
CAUCUUCUUCUCUUCAGAGUCAUCUCUCAUCUGUGACUUUGAUAAGUUUUAUUCAAUAUUUCUUUCAGUCACUACCUCGAUCAUGGCGUUUUCUCAGGUUAUCACAGCUCUUCUUUUUGCCUUAGCUUUUGCAAGAAUUGAGCUUUCUGCAUGCCAAAUGGUAAAGGGCAAAGUCUCUUGCACUGACUGCACUGACAACUAUGACUUCUCUGGGAUCAAGGUCUCAGUGAAGUGUGAAGGGGUGCAAAACAAGGCUCUGACAACAACUACAGAAGAAGAUGGUUCCUUCAAGGUUCACCUUCCUUCACACUAUGCAAAAUCUCCUUCUAUGAAAUGCCUUGCAAAGCUUCUUGGAGGGCCAGAUCUCCUUUAUGCUUCAAGGAAAAACAGGGUCUCCCUAAUUGUGAAGGCCAAAGAGGAAAAUAUCUACACCAUCUCCACUCCUCUUAGUUUCUUCACAUAUUGCCCCCAAAACAGUGAAUGCAAAGCUGCCAACGAGUUUGGUUCAUCAAAAACUUUUGAUUUUCCUAUGCCUCCAGCAUGGGGUUUGGCACCUAGUAGCUAUUAUUUCCCACUUCCUUUCUUCCCCAUCAUUGGAAUACCUUGAUCAUGUAGUGAUAUGUAAUUGCUGGGAAGAAAAUAGAUGUGCUCUUUAAGUUUUGGCAACUAGUACUAGCUUUAAGGUCUUGCUCUUUAUGUGUUUAUAGAUGCAUGUGCCAAGUGUGUACAAUGGAAGAAUGGCAUAUGAUCUCUAUGUAUGUUGUAGUCUUGGAGUUUUAUGAUAUUGCUAUAAAAGCAUUAUUCUAAUAUAUAAUGUCUUCAACUC